Molecule: messenger RNA, 4815 nt
Organism: Owenia fusiformis
Lineage: Eukaryota; Metazoa; Annelida; Polychaeta; Sabellida; Oweniidae
Source: the annotation of a GenBank genome assembly
GGAUAUUUUAACUAUAAAAAGAAAGUGUUCGGCGUACACCUCAUUAGAAUUUGGGUUUGAACAGACACCUGGAACAUCGCUACAUGGUCACGAUGAGGCGGGCUUCCCCGAUGUUGCUGCUUCUUCUUAUUCUUCUAAAUGUUACACUCCAAUGUAUUGGUGAGGAACUUCCAUUGUGUUCGGGGAAAUUUCGAAAUAAGAAAAAGAGAUCAAUAACGUCAGAUUUCCAAAGAUUUCGACGAUCGCCUUUGGCCAAAUUUGACCCAUGUUUCGACCACAUCACACUUCAAGACGACGGAAGAAGAAGCAGUAAAGUUAAACUUGAAGAAGAUGAUUUACCGGUAUCUGACCAAGAUAUGACAGAGGGGUGGUAUCUAUUAAAAAGUCCUGCUGGUAAUUAUAUAUCUCGAGAUGACCGUUUGGACCUUAGAUCUUGUAGCACCUCCUACCCCAUUUGGUUAAAAGAACCAAAAGUUGAUCCCCUGGUGGGAGACGUUGUACAAGGAAUUGCAUGCCAAUCUAGCCGGACAAGAUAUUGUGCCAAAGAGAUUCCAAUCCAUGUAAAAACCUGCGCCCCAACUGGACAUAUCAAUGAGCCGUUUGUUGUGUAUUAUUUAACAGCGCCCACUAUUGACAAAGCUGCGUACUGUAUAGGAGAUAAAGCUAGAUGUGCUGAAGGUACUGGAUCAAUAACUGGAUUUGAACCCUGUAGAACUGGUGAAUUUCCUAAGUCUCUACCAGAUCCGGUGGUAAACUACAGAACGCAUCUUUGUGAGAGGGAUGGAGAUAGGACAGCAACGUAUACGGCAAUUGUGUUUACAUGUGCUGUUAAUACACACGAACAAGGCAUAAACUUUGAUGUGUGGUGGUAUAUGGAUGACCAAAGGGUGAAAGAGGAAAGAAACAUACCAAAACAUAGAAUGCCAGCUAAAUUAUAUGAAGACGAAUGGAUUCCAAUUCGGGCUCAAGGAGAGAAAGGAAUGGGUCAAACGAUUCACUGUAGAGUCUCUGGGAAGUAUGCUGAAAUAGGCGUCGCCGGUCCACUAAAGAUAAGUCAAAAUUUGGAAAUAGGGUUUGGGAUUGACGUAAAUACAAGGGUCAUAAGGGUGACUGAGAAUCAAGAAAAAAACAAGGAUACAAUAAUAGUUCGACCACGACUUCCCAUUCUUUGCCCCCCUGAUGUGGAGGACGAGAGUGAGUGCGACUUACAAAUAGAACUACGUGCUCCUGAUUAUGCUAAACAUAAUGGGAAAUGUUCUGCUGAUGACGACAACAGACAGAUUGUUUUUCCGGGUCAUAGAUGCCGAAAAUAUAUUGAAUAUGAUAGCGUAAAUUUCAACGUUAAGAAGAACACGCUUAUAGACAUCCAAGCUGUUACAGAUGGACGAACAGACGGAGAUUAUGAUGGCAUCAUUAAGUUUGACAUUCGUGUACACCAUAACCAUCCAGCCUGGAACUAUUACAAGUUUCCACCAAUACAGAUAACAGUUGUGGAUGAGACACCGAAUGUGGUUGGAAAAAUAUGCAGAUCAAACAAUGAUCCUCACAUGAAAACAUUCGAUGGGAGGAGAUUUGAGGCCCAUGUCCCAGGCGAGUACGUUAUGUACCAAAACAGAAAAAUGUCUCUCCAGAUAAACGGGUUCUAUAAGAAAUGCCGCAAUACUAGAUCUGGACCAACAUGCAACUGUGGAAUUGCCGUAAGAGCAGGAAGAAAUGUAUUCAUAAUUGACGAAUGUGCAGGUAACAAGCAAGAAAUUAUAAACGGGCAACCAAAUCCCAUUUUCAAGUCGGUGAGAAUUGGACAACUGGGCUGUGAUAAUGACAUAUUAACAGUCAAUCGAGCUGGAAGAACAUACACGAUAAAACUACCCUCUGGGACUAAAGUUACCUACAACACUAAUUCCAUACAUAUAACACCAACUUUAAAUGAUUGGAGAAGCACAGAAGGACUUUGUGGGACAUUAAAUGGCAACAUAAGAGAUGAUUUCAGAAAACGUGAUGGCUCUUAUGUUUACAACGAUGAUACUCCCUAUAUACGGGCUUACAAUGACGUAAAAAUGAAAGAAUUUGCGGAGUCUUGGAAGGUACCAAAGGAGGAUAGGCGUGGGCUUUACAACCCGGACACUUAUCAACUUGAUCCUAUACAAGAAACUGUAGCUUGUGGCUGUGAGAAAAAUGGCGGAACGGAUAUUAUUAACUGUGGGCUUUUCAAAGAAAACAACAUAUGCGAUACAUUAGAUGGUGAUCGACAGACCAUUCAUUAUGACAACUGUAGAAAAAAGAGGAGCACUACAUUCCAUGAUUUCGUAGAUGAUUUUGAUGAAAUGUCGACUUUCGAUGUUGAUUCGCCAGCAUACGACUUUAGAGACGAGAUCGUUACUCCCUUAGAGGGUGAGUGGCGAAAUGGUUGGACCGAAGAAAGUGCUACACUAUAUUGCAACGAAUUGGUCGCAUCCUCAAGAAUGACAACUAUGUGCAUUGGUCUGCAGAACGUCCAUGUUGAUGAAGCAGUGGACAUGUGUAUAAUUGACAUUAAGAUAUCUGGGGAUACAAUAUUUGCACCAACUGCAUUGGAUAUUAUUCAAACUGAAUGUAAAACAGAGAUGGGAUUCAACAUAAGUUUGUGGACACGUGACGACAGCAAGAAUUUUACAGGGCCACCAACGGAUAUAGUUGAAACACUUUGCCCGAGUAACUGUAAUUUACAGGGCAUUUGUAUUAACGGUAAAUGUGAAUGCUAUGAAGGACUGGAAGGUGACGACUGCACUAUAAAUUCAACUGCUCCACCAGAGGCAUAUAAUAUACCUCAACGAGCCUUAUGUGACCUUCAACGAAGACCUUGCCUACAGACACCUGUGGCUGGCGAAAAUUUCUUAGAAUCCGAAUCUUUGACAUGCAGAAUCCAGUUCACUACGUUUAAUGGAUCGCAUUUCACACCCUCGGGAUACAUACAAAAAACCAAGGCAGACUACGAACAUUAUCAACAAAUACAUUGUCCUCUGCCAAAUACCAGGGUGAAGCGUAGAAGUUUGAAGACAAAAGAAAGUGCCGCUCCACGGGGAUACAUCGUCAGUGUUAGCAAUAACAAGAUACUAUACAGUCUACAGGAAUUAUUGUUAACAGUUUACGACUCUAAAUGCCACGUAUGCCCUGAGACUGGAAAAUGUACUUGGAAAGAAAACAUCUGUGUGAUAGAUGGCAAAUGUUAUGAUGAGGGGGAGUUUCCUCAACCAGGAAAGACGUGUCUUGUUUGUAGACCUGAAUUAUCAACAUCUUCUUGGACAAAAGUUGGCAACACAUGUUUGAUAGAUGGAGAUUGUUUCAAUCACAAUGAAGCAAGGUUUGAUGCAAAUUGCCUGCAAUGUGAUACUUCGGUAUCUGAAACGCAAUGGACAAUGAAGGAUGGAACUUGCUACAUUAAACACGGAGAAGGGCAUAGGUGUGCCAAUGAAAACGAAAGCUAUCCUGACCAAGAAUGCGCUAAAUGUUUACCAGAUUUAAAGGCGACUGAGUGGAGCAUAGAUGAUAAUUCAUGUUUCAUUAAUUCAGUGUGUCGACAGAAUGGUUUCAUACAACCACAUGCAAGUUGUUCUUCUUGUGACUCUAGCAAGGAUAAAACAACAUGGACGAUGACGGAUGGUAAUUGCUACAUUGAAGGAAGAUGUUAUAUUGAUGGUACAAAAGCCACCCCAGUAUCGUGUCUGUAUUGUGACGCUUCAGAAUCCACACAAAAAUGGUCGAUCCAAGAUGGCUCUUGUUUCAUUGAUGGCCGAUGUGUAAAUGAUACCACUACACACAGUGUAGAUACUUGUAAAGAAUGUAGAGCAGGAGAGUCACAAAACGCCUGGUUGACUAAGGUCGGAAGCUGCUUCAUUGACGACUUGUGUUACGCACGUGGAGCUACGAAUGGACGACUCAGUUGUAUGAUCUGUGAUCCCAAUCACAGUACAUCGUCAUGGAUACAACAGUCAAAUACUUGCCUUAUUGACAACAACUGCUAUAACGAUAGACAAGAUUCUCCUCAUUCGACAUGUCUACAUUGUUCCCCAUCUGACAAUGCAUGGGUCAUGAAGGAGGGAAGGUGCUUGAUCAAUGGGUUCUGCUACAAAAAAGAUGAAACCUCACCUGUUGAUGAUUGCAAGAUUUGUCGACCAGGCGAAUCAACCGAUGACUGGAGUUUCAAUUCAAAUAGUUGCUCAACGGUUGAUCAAGCUCCUACAACAGUCAAAGAUGGACACAGUUCAGGUCUCCCAUCAGAUAAUCCUGCUACGUCAACAAAUGCUAUAGAAGCUUCAAGUCCACCGUCAAGGGAUCCUACAACGACAGCUAAUGAUGAACAAGCCUUGAUUAUGGCAGGUGGUCCGUGUGUUGCUGGUGAUAUGUUUAGAGAUCCCGCCGAUUGCUCGAGAUACUUGAUGUGUAACCACGGCACAUUCAUCUCCAUGCCAUGUGCACCUGGGACACGAUUCAACAAUGAUCUCAAAGUGUUUGACCAUGCUGCAAAUGUCCCAUGUCCUUGAACUGUGCGUGAUAUAUUGUAUCUGUGUUAUAAUAAUGGAAAAAUUUCUGUAUCAUUUCAAUUACAAAUGCUACUUUUGGAUGAUAGCAUCUUAGAUCUAGUACACAACUUUAACAACAUUAGCAGCUUAUACACGGAUUGUAUAUUGUAUUUAAUAUUCAUAUUUAUUUGGAGACUUAAUUUAAACAAUGAAGACUUGUGGGCCAUAAUGCAGGCAAGACAUUUUCUACAUCAGAGAAAUAUCUGAAAUUAAUGAAGCAAAUUAAAAGCUAGUUCAAAAGUUGCUGGGAAUGUUU